AUGCAAAACAAGGCUGACGACGACGAAGAAGAUUUAUUAGAUCCAAAUAUUGAGGUAUUAUAUUUAUAUAAAAUUGGUCAUAUGCGAGGAUUGGGAGUGUUAGGAUUUCCUAACUCUAGCAUAAAUACUUAUUGGGAAAAGAGUUUUGAUGAUUCACCUUAUUUACAAGUUUACUCAUUAAAUAGUAAAUCUUGUUGCACAAGUUCCAAAAGAAUUGAUCGUUUACCUUUCACAAAUCCUGUUCAAAUUUACAGAAUAUUAAAGUUAUUGCGCCAACAACUUGUUUACAAUACAUUGUUUCAAAGUUGUUUCAAUUCUUUUACAUAUAAACCUUCUCAACCCAAACAAAAUAGAAUGGACGUUGAUGUUGAAGGAGUUUCAUCAAGAAAAUUGGAAAUAAGGUUUAAUGUAAUAGAUCCACCAAACAAGUUUUCAAUAAGUUUCCAAUCAACUAAUCUUGCGUCAUCAUCAUUUAUAUUUUUACAAAUUACCAUACAACAAGAUUCACGGUUAUUGGUUACAUCCCAAUUAACUAGUAAUGUUGGUGAGACAAUACUGGAUGACAAAAAAUUAACAAAAGUUUUAGAAAUUUGUCAAAACAUACCAAUGUUGAUUGAAUGGGUUCUCAAGGCUUUAGAUAAAAGGUUUGGAGAACAAUAUAGCCACCAAUGA
Messenger RNA from Entrophospora sp. SA101, 672 nucleotides. Lineage: Eukaryota; Fungi; Glomeromycota; Glomeromycetes; Entrophosporales; Entrophosporaceae. The record is from the annotation of a GenBank genome assembly.